Messenger RNA from Rhagoletis zephyria (snowberry fruit fly), 2310 nucleotides. NCBI's taxonomy places the organism in Eukaryota, Metazoa, Arthropoda, Insecta, Diptera, Tephritidae. The record is from RefSeq and is a predicted model, not a curated record.
AUGGCCAUCUCCUAUUCGCCUUCCACCUCUAGCUCAUCUACGUCUAAUGGUCACCAGUUGGACAUCUCUCGGCGCAAUCCACAAGAAGAGUAUGACCUUAUAAGCAGGGUCGGCUCUGGUACCUAUGGCGACGUCUACAAGGCGAAACGUCUUCUUACCGGGGAAACGGCUGCCGUGAAGAUUAUAAAACUGGAACCUGGCGAUGAUUUCAGUAUAAUACAGCAGGAGAUUCGAAUGAUGAAGGACUGUUUACACCCAAAUAUUGUUAGAUUCUUUGGGUCCUAUCUCCGCCGUGAUAAACUGUGGAUAUGCAUGGAGUUCUGUGGCGGUGGCUCGCUGCAAGACAUUUACCACUGCACGGGGCCGCUAACGGAAGACCAGAUUGCCUACGUUAUUCGUGAGACUCUGAAAGGAAUUCACUACCUGCAUCACGUGGGGAAAAUCCACCGAGACAUCAAGGGGGCCAACAUUUUGCUCACCGAAGACGGCGACGUCAAGUUGGCUGAUUUUGGCGUUUCUGCCCAGAUCACGGCAACAAUGAGCAAGCGAAAGUCCUUCAUCGGCACCCCCUACUGGAUGGCACCGGAAGUGGCGGCGGUGGAGCGAAAGGGCGGCUACAAUCACCAGUGUGACAUCUGGGCCAUUGGCAUUACCGCCAUCGAGCUGGCCGAACUGCAGCCACCCAUGUUUGACCUGCAUCCAAUGCGAGCCCUCUUUCUCAUGUCAAAGUCGGGCUUCAAGCCUCCCACGUUAAAGGACAAAUCGCGGUGGUCGCUGGAGUUUCACAAUUUUGUCAAGUUGGCUUUAACGAAAAAUCCAAAGAAACGACCUAAUGCUGAGAGACUGCUGCUGCAUCGAUUCGUCUUUCCAAGGCCAGAGCUCCACAAGGAGCUGAUGAAGGAGCUUCUGGAGCGACUAAACAAUCCACAAAGUUACCAAGUGUCACCCACUGGUGAUGAUGAGGAGGAGGAGGCGUUUGAGGAAGCCUCGCAGUACCUCCCUCCACAAAGGAUAUCUUCUAAACGUUCGGUCAUUACUGGAGAUUGUCGACGAGGAGCUUCUGCAAAGACGUCAUUAGUCAAUGGCCUGCCGCCUACCCCGAAGGUGCACAUGGGCGCCUGCUUCUCAAAGGUCUUCAAUGAGUGCCCACUUAAGGUUCAUUGUGCCGCCAGCUGGGUCCACCCCGACACGCAUGAUCAGCAUAUUCUUUUAGGUUGUGACGAGGGCAUCUACUGCUUGAAUUUAAACGAACUUCACGACGCCACUCUUGAUCAGCUGUACCCGCGAAAGACUACCUGGAUGUACGUGAUCAAGAACGUGCUAAUGUCGAUAUCUGGAAAAGCCAGCUACCUGUACCGGCACGACAUUGCUCAACUGUACUCCAAGAAGAACCUUACAUUCGGUCUUCCGUCGACAGUCGAUUCAAUGAUCAACCGAAUUCCGGAGAAGUUGAUGCCUCGCAAGUUCAUGACUGCCUCCACCAGAGUGCCUGACACCAAGGGAACCAUUCGGUGCUGUGUCGGACGAAAUUCCUAUAAUGGUUACAAAUAUCUCUGCGGUAUAGCGCCCAACUCUAUCUUUCUGAUGCAGUUCUACAAUCCACUCAACAAGUUUAUGCUGCUCAAAAGUUUUGAUCACUAUAUUCCGCCGAACAAGCCGCUAAAGCUAUUGGAAAUGAUCAUUGCGCCUGGCAUGGACUAUCCGAUGCUGUGCACUGACGUGCGCACCUCCUCUGAUCCCUCUCAGGUUGAGCUGUCCUUGAUCAACUUGAACGUUCACUCGGGUGCAGUUUGGUUCGACAAGGAUGGCACACUGGAGAGCAGCAGCAACUCAAUGAUUCAGUCUCACCACCUUCAGUAUGACGAACUGGACAUGGAGGCCUUUGGCGACGGCACGGAGACGGUUGUGCCCGUUGCGAGGUUCAAUAAGAAUGGACUGAACCCCGUCAGCGUUAAGCAUCUGGAAGACGACAGCAUUAUGGUCGCAUAUGACAAUCGCAUUAUAAUGGUUGAUUUAAAUGGCAGAUUAAAAUCUAGCCGGACGCAGCCAUCUGAACUCCUCUUUGAUUUUAAAAUCAAUUCUACUGUGUGCCUACCAGAUAGUGUGCUUGCUUUCCACAAUCACGGCAUGCAGGGCCGUUCAUUUAGCAAUAAUGAAAUAGUGCAAGAAAUAACUGAUCCUAGUCGAAGUUUCAAGGUUAUUGGAGCUGACCAGACUAUCGUCCUUGAAUCACGUCCCAGUAAAGAGAGCUACAACACUGACUCCCCUUCCAACUUGUACAUUCUCACCGGUCAUGAGAAUAGCUAUUAA